Messenger RNA from Phaeoacremonium minimum UCRPA7, 1425 nucleotides. Its product is annotated as putative aar2 protein. The record is from RefSeq and is a predicted model, not a curated record. Gene Ontology annotation, biological process: spliceosomal tri-snRNP complex assembly. NCBI's taxonomy places the organism in Eukaryota, Fungi, Ascomycota, Sordariomycetes, Togniniales, Togniniaceae. The transcript has a single exon. Bases 1 to 1425 code for a protein of 474 amino acids.
AUGGACUCGACACCGUCUCACGAGGCUGGUGCGGGAAGUCAGAUAGAGGAGAUGCCGGAGCUGGAGGAGCCUACGUACCCGGGUGCCCCAGGCUGUCUGCAGAACGGAGAUGCUUUUGUCGUUCUCGACCUGCCAGAGAACUUCACCGUGGGAUGCGAUGUAGUGGCCAUGAACGUCGGCGGGUCCAAAUUUCUCGGCAUUAGGGAUCUGCCCCCGGGCCCUCAUUUCAUAUGGGUAUCGGAGCCGAAUGCCAUGUCCCGGUGCGGGUAUUGGUUCGUGACGGGACAGACUGGGGAGGUGCGCGUGAAGCAGUGGGACAGGUACAACGAGGUCCUGGGCGAGGCGGCAAGUCAGUUCGAGGUCCGGGAGCAAAAGGACAAUAUUGAGGCGCUCUAUCCGCAACUCAUGCCCUACGACUUUCAUGACGGAUCUGAUGGCAAUCCGCCCACGCCUCCACCGAAGGAUCCGCCGAGGUCAACGCCGGAGCCGGACUUCGCUGUCAGUGACACCCUGAUAUGGCGGCGACUAACGGACUCGAUCACUGAGGGUCUGCUGCGGCGGGUGACGGGCAAGAAGGAUGUGGACGAGUGGCUUGUGGAUACAUCAGACAGCGCCAAGGGCGAGCUGCACUUCCCGCAGACAAGCAGGCUGUUCAAGACGGUUGUAGGUAGCGAGCUGAGCUUUUUAUUUCCGCAGGAUGCAGUCGAUCUGCAAUUGCUCAACCUCGUCGGCCGCGACCACCCGGCCGCCUCGGCCACUGCCAUCACCAAUGCUCCGGCCGAUGGUCCAGACACAUCUGCCGAGAUCUUGGCCGUGUUGGACAAGUCUCCCUCAGCAAUCACAGAGGAGGACGUUGUUGGGGAGCUGCAGUUUACCUUCCUAAACGGGAUGCACCUUAGCAACCUGUCAUGUAUCGAGCAAUGGUGGCAUCUGGUCUUGCGGGUAUUCUUGCGAGCACCCCGGCUUGCUGUCACCAAGCCGGCUCUAUGUCGGUCUCUUAUCCAGACGCUACACGCACAGAUGAUUUACAAUGACAAAUACAUCGCUGGAGCACCGGGAGAUAAGAAAGGACGGGGUGAGGGAACCGGACUUCAACAGGACAGCGAUGGUGGGCACAGCAUAGGCAUUCUCGAGAUUAUCCCGCAGAACAGAGGCAAGCUUCGUGAAGCGCUGACUGCGUACAAGCGUCGGCUUAACAAGGCUCUUCUGGAUCUGGGAGACAAGAUCUCGCAGGAACAAGGUGCGGUCGGACAUGCGUUCGUCGAUCUCGAGGCCUGGUUCUGGAAGUACGGCUGGGAUCUAAGGAGUGACUAUGUUCGCGAGAAGCUGGAUGGUGAAGAUGACGAGGAUGAUGACGAGUAUCAACCUGUUGUUGUUGACUUGGAUGAGAACGGACGGGAGGUCGGUCUGGUGUCAUGGAACUAG